Messenger RNA from Candidozyma duobushaemuli, 1728 nucleotides. RefSeq lists its product as uncharacterized. The record is from RefSeq and is a predicted model, not a curated record. The transcript is spliced from 2 exons. Bases 1 to 1728 code for a protein of 575 amino acids. NCBI's taxonomy places the organism in Eukaryota, Fungi, Ascomycota, Pichiomycetes, Serinales, Metschnikowiaceae.
AUGGGCCACUCAGAUGUGCAGACUCGAUUAAUAGACCUGUUCCUUGCGGAGCUUGAGCAAAUACAGACUUCAGAUGAGCCUAUUAACUUCAAUAACACCAAUCAAUUGGAUGCUCUUUUGUCCUACCUUGAGAACUCAGAUGUGUCUCAAUUCACACCAGUGCCAUCUGAGAUUGUUAUUCAUAUCCUAUUGACAUUAGCAUGCCGUUCUCCCCAGUCGUCGAAAACUCGUGGCACCGUAAGCAGUGAUGACGGCAUUGAAGUACUGUCGCUGUACAUGAGAGAAAUCAAUGACAAGUACGAGCAUAACCUAACAAAGGACCUGCUACAACGAAGAAGCGCUAACAUUCUAGAUAAGUACGUCGAUCUCAUACAGUCCAGUGAAAGUGACCACGCCUUGAAGCUAUAUCAAAACUUUCAAGAUGUCCUACGACCAAUCUGCAAUGCCUCUAUACACUUUUCCAGGCCUAGGUCGAAGCCAGAGUCGAAAGAGGAAACCCCUGUGGUGGAAGUCAUUCAGGAUUCAGAGAGCGACGUCGAGGACGAUGACCUUUCAGCUGGUAUGGAAAUUGAAACGUCCCUGAAAUACCAUCAAUUUGGUCUACCGCAGAAGAAUGUGAUCUCGUUGUCUGACAUUGGUAGUAAAACGACAGGCUUGGGUGAGGCGACAUCCCUUUUUCAAAAUAUGCCACAUCUUCUGGCCCAAGCUACUCCUGAACCUGAGCAACUCUCUCCAGAGGGGCGACCAAAGAAGCAAAAGGUCGAGAGAAAUCCAUUAGAGUUCGUAAAGCUUUUCGAUGACCACCUUAUAGUCAGCAGGUUGAUGAAUCUGAAAGACUACAACCUCUGGGAUCUCCUACGAUGGGCUUUCACUUGUUGCGGCGACUCAAGUCAGUACCAGAAGUUUCUAUUUAAUUCGAGCAACACUUCGCUACACCAUAUUUGGGAAACUUAUAGUCUGACCCUUCGGAUUAUAUUGAAGUUUCUCAAGAUUCAGCAUGAUGUCUCUCAAAAAAGACAAAAGCGUUCAUUUUUGGGUUGCCUUCUUACUCAGCUUGGGAGAAACCAGGAUUGGUAUGAACGUCUUGUCGACGUUGCUUUUACUGGAUUGGGUUUGCUGACUCAAGAUAGACCAUUUCCAUGCUAUCCUAGAGAGAGAAGUCUCAUUAAGAAUGACGUUAAUACGAAUGGCUCAGUAGGCCUACGAUCUAAGGUUGACUACGACGAUAACAUUGAGUCAUUGCAUUUGAGAGCCCAUUUGGUGGCUCUAUUCCUCUACCAAGAAACGAACAGAUUUCAUAAGGUUGAUCUUGUGACACAAUUGUCCAACAAACUUCUCAUGUUUGACAAAGAUACAAUAUUUGCAUUUCUUCAGCGACUUAACACGCAACUGUUUGUUCCAAAACAGGUGCUAGAUAAAUUCAUUCUCAUGGUGUAUAAUAAACUUGUCAUCACCAUUGUCGGCUCAGAGGAUCUAGCGUACAAUUUAAUAGGGUACCUGGACCCUACAUCCACAAGGAUCGAAAAAUUGACAAGGCUAUUCAAAUCAAGUGAAUUAUACGACGGCCUUGUGCACGACUCAACCUAUAAAGACUUCAAUGAUUUCAAGCGUUGUUGGGACAUUUGCAUUGGUCUUUGCUAUGAAAUGAUUAAGUUUAUUGUCACUAGCGAAGUUUUGAAGGAGCAUCAACUAGACUUAAAGGUUUACGAAGAUAUCUUACAUGAGUGA